Molecule: messenger RNA, 1635 nt
Organism: Moneuplotes crassus
Lineage: Eukaryota; Ciliophora; Spirotrichea; Euplotida; Euplotidae
Source: the annotation of a GenBank genome assembly
UAAGCUUCCAAGAGAUCAAAGAUAUCAUGUAUGAAGCCUGAAUGCUAGAGCAUUCCAUGUAUUCGGAUCCUUUCGAAAAGAUUCUGAAACAAGAAUAUGGAGUUACAGACUUUACUAAAAUUCCUUUAGAAACUGUAUAUAAAGCUUUAGAAUAUUGCCCUCCUAUUGGAAAGAUUGCUACCUUUCCGCUAGCUAUGAACCGAAUUUCUGGAAGCUGAAAUAUCCAGCUGAUAAAAGCAUCGAUACAAAUUAUUAAUUAAGGGUUUGAUGAAUAGAAUGCAAAUAAGGGAAUCCAUUAAAUCAUAUUUGUAUACUACCAGGAUCAUAGACAAAGACUGGAUCCCACUUGACCCAGAUGUUAUUGAUGAUUCACUCAGAAUUAUGGGCAAAUCAAUGAGCAAGAAAUCUAUCUUGAAAUGGAUAAAACAGUACUUCCAGGAUAAAGAACUUAAUAAAAUUGAAGAAGAACCUCUUCUUACUGGGUAUAAAUAUACAGAUGAUUGAAUCAAGGAUCGACCUCAAAAGCCUAAAGAUGGACUCCAUCCACAUGAAUUUCUAUUUUUAGCAGCUCAUUCAGAGGAUAGAAUUCAAAAAUUAAAGGAGUCUCCUUCGAGUUUAAAAAUGUUAAGGCCAGGUAAACUUUUCUCAAAGCUGGAUUUAGUUUUUAAACCAUAUUUAAUUUUCCGUUUAAAGAUAUCCAAAACAAAGGAGUGAAAAUAUUCCUUAUCCCAAAAUAUCACAGAACCAAAGAAACUUACAAUCCAGUGUAUCAUAUGAAGCAAAUGGACAACAAGUCUUGCAAGGAUUUUAUUUAUCAAGGAGGAUAUGAUUCCAACCCUAAUUUCAAAGAAAGUUAUACUGAAUAUUCACCCUCAACUCCAAUAAGAAAUAAGAGAGAAUCGAGUCUGCAUACCGUUAAAAGUGAAAAGAAAAAGAUAGCUUCACUUAAAUUGAAAAUUUCAGUUAUCAAAAACAGUCUGGAUAAGACAUACAAGUUUCUCAGAGAACCCCGAACUCAGAAAGCAAGAAUAAUUAAAAACAAAAUUCUUGGAGAAAUAAAGAGAGAUUCUUCCAAAAGAGUAAACAGGAUAACUAGAGUGCAAUCUCGAAGGAAAUCAGUGCCCAACAAGAAUAUGAUAAACUCGAAAAGAAAGACUAAAUUAAACACUUUUAUGCAGACCUAGCACUCAUCCGGUGAAAUUGAACAACAAAUUUAAGCAGAGCAAGAAUUUGGAUAGGUUUGUUUAGAAAUUCGAGUAUUCAAAGAUCUGCUCACCAAUCUUCAACACUGUCCAAUCUUCAAGGAAAUAGCACUAUAGAUAUCAAUAAAGCAGUAAAAGUUCCUUACGCCUAUAAUUCUAUUAAAGAUAAAAUUAAAGUAAAGGAUGAGAAGUUAAGAAAAAUGAAGAUCAACCCCAAAGUUUCAACAUUCAAUUCAGAAACAGCAACAAUGAUUACAUCUGUGACAAAAAAUAGACCAAAAACAGCUUUAUAUCAGGCUCAAAAGUCACAAGAAAGAGCGGGUUUAAAUCAUUUAGACUCCAGAAGUUCAAAGAAAAGAAGAACCCAACAACUAUUUUCACCAAAGAAACCUUACACAAAAGAUGAAAUCAGAAUUUUCUAUGGAACUCAGUC